Molecule: messenger RNA, 6214 nt
Organism: Xyrauchen texanus (razorback sucker)
Lineage: Eukaryota; Metazoa; Chordata; Actinopteri; Cypriniformes; Catostomidae
Product: adhesion G protein-coupled receptor B2-like
Exons: 33
Coding region: 263-5038 (1591 amino acids)
Biological process (GO): cell surface receptor signaling pathway; negative regulation of angiogenesis; G protein-coupled receptor signaling pathway
Cellular component (GO): plasma membrane
Molecular function (GO): G protein-coupled receptor activity
Source: RefSeq, a predicted model, not a curated record
GUUUAAUUCGAUUUAUUAUCCCCUCCACAAUAUUCUAAUGUUGUGGAGUAGGCUAUCUACCCUUUUCAGUUUUUUUCCCUUUUUUUCCCUCAUUCUCUGAAAAUAGCUUGGGUUCGUCGUUGCGAGGGUAGAUUGUGGUGAAAGAUACUCAAUCCCUCAAACUGAGUCGUGUCAUGGAUGGCAAAUUUAAUUUGCAUCUACGUAAGAAAUCGGGGAAUAUAGAAUAACUGCUGCUGACAGAGACAAGGACAAAUGACAUAGGAUGAACACUGCUGGUCAUCUCUGUCUGUCUGUGCUGUCAUCCCUCUUUGCACUGGCCUGGGCAGUGGAGCCUCAGGGCCAGGCUGCCCCCUGCUCCUCUCUGGUGGCCGGGGUCUUAUACGGCUCCUUCUCGCUCAGGGAUCUCUUUCCCAGCCCGUCAGCUCUGGCAUCUGGAUGCUCGUGGACUGUGGAGAACCCUGACCCCACCAAGUACUCACUCUAUUUCCGCUUCAAUCGUCAUGCCGGCACCUGCUUAGCUUUUUCCCCGGUGGUUCUGCCCCUGGAUCACUAUCUCUCAAAUCAGACUUGUGGUCCCCCAGACCAGCCCUUUCCUUCAGACUCUGAAGCCAUUGAGCUCUGCAUGGUCCCUGGACCACACACCUUCCUUCAGUUUGAUAAAAACUUUGUGCAGUUUUGCCUGACUGCUCAUCCCAGCCCCGAAAACGGCAGCGAUGACGAACCAGGGACAUCCGAGGGGCAGGCACCUUUGUCGGCAGAAACUCUGGACUUCCGGCUCGUAGAAGUUUUGCUCAUCAACAACGAGAACUCCAGUCAGUUCACUUGUGGAGUGUUGUGUCGAUGGUUUGAAGAAUGCUUGCAUUUUGGCUCAGGAUGGGAUGUCGAUAGUUGCAGUAUCACCCAGACGGGUUGCGUGUGUCCCAAAACCGCCCCUCCAGUGUCACUUCUGCCCACCAUAGCUCACAACCACUCCUUGGACCCCAGUGCUAGUGUGUUGCAAUCACCGCCUGACGACUGUUGUGUCACACAGCUGCAUUCAAAAAAUGGCAUCGCAAUAGCACCAAGGGAUGUCCGGCAAGAACCUGACGAUGACGAACAGAAGGUGAAAACACAGAGGCCACGGUCAGCUGACCAGCCAGGUGUGUUCCAGGCACAGACAGGUGACCCAGCAGCAGAGGAGUGGUCUCAGUGGAGUGUGUGUUCGCUGACAUGUGGGCAGGGUUGGCAGGUUCGUUCACGUUCGUGUGUGUCCUCUCCUUACGGGACCCUCUGCAGUGGCCCUCUGAGGGAGACACGACUCUGCAACAACACUGCCACCUGCCCAGGUGAGCCGCAGCAUCAAGCAGUGCAUGGGCUGUGGGAGGAGUGGUCUCCUUGGAGCUUGUGCUCUGCCACGUGUGGCCGUGGCUCUCGGACCCGGAGCAGGAUCUGUGUGGUACCCCAGCAUCAAAGCACGGACUGUGGGGGGCCUGAGGUGCAAACCAAACUCUGCACUAUAGCUGUAUGCCCUGUGGAGGGGCAGUGGUUGGACUGGGCAUCCUGGUCUGAGUGCUCCAUUUCUUGCGGUUCGGGCAAUCAGCAGAGGCAGCGGCGGUGCAGUGUGUCGGUACAUGGCUGGGCAGAGUGUAAGGGGCCGCAUGCGGAAACUCGUGAGUGUACCAACCCAUCUUGCGGGGGUGGAGGGAACUGGGGUGCAUGGAAUCACUGGAGCCUGUGCUCCAAGACCUGUGACUCUGGUUGGCAGCGGCGCUUCCGUAUGUGUGAGGGUACUGGAAUCCAGGGUUACCCCUGUGAUGGGUCCGGAGAGGAAGUACGUGCUUGCAAUGAAAAGAAGUGCCCAGCGCCUCAUGAAAUCUGCAAAGAUGAGUACCAAGUAUCCAUGACGUGGAAGAGAGCCUCAGUUGGAGAGACUGUGUACAAUAAGUGUCCAUCAAAUGCCACUGGAUCUGCUAGUCGUCAUUGUUUGCUGGACGUUAAUGGCGUUGCUUACUGGGGUCCUCCGAGCUUCGCCCGAUGUGUCUCACUUGAAUAUAAAUAUUUACAUUUAUCUUUGCGAGAACAUCUUGCGAAGGGUCAGAGGACCCUGGCGGGGGAGGGCAUGUCUCAGAUCGUGAGGAGUCUCCUGGAGUUAAUGUCCCGUAAUAAUUAUUAUAGCGGCGACCUCUUAUUCUCUGUGGAGAUUCUCCGAAAUGUGACGGACACCUUCAAGCGAGCAACCUACAUCCCAGCUCCUGACGACGUGCAGAAAUUCUUCCAGAUAGUCAGCUUAAUGUUGGACAUUGAAAACCUGGAGAAGUGGGAAGAUGCUCAUGAGGUCUCUCCGGGUUCUGUGUUGCUGAUGGGAGUUGUGGAAGAUUUCAUUCAUCUAAUUGGAGAGGCUCAAAAACCCUUCCAGAGCUUUUUGGUUGUCACCAACAACUUCAUAAUCACCAUCCAGCGAGAGCCAGUUUCAGCUGUUUCCAGCGACAUCAACUUCCCCAUGAAGGGGAGGAGAGGGAUGAAAGACUGGGCACGCUCCGCAGAUGACAAACUCUUCAUACCCAAAGAGGUCUUCACCCUGUCUUCAGAUGAAUCAGAUGACACACCGUACUUCGUCAUUGGAGCCGUUUUGUACCGCACCCUUGGCCUCAUCAUACCUCCACCUAAAGAUCCAUUUGUGAUCAGCUCAAAGAUUCUGACAGUGACGGUACGUCCUUUACCCAAGCCCUCCGGGCCCUUGGUAGCAGUGGAACUCGCCCCUUUGCUCAAUGGCACAACAUAUCCACAGUGUGUCGUCUGGGACUACGGAAAACCAGAGGCUGGCGAAGAAAACUGGGACGCAGAGAGCUGCCAAACGCUCCCAUCACCAGCAGCCUCCCACACCAAAUGUCUGUGCAGCAAGCUGUCCACCUUUGCAGUAUUAGCGCAGAAAGCUAAACAACCGGGUAUGGGACCCUCCAGUAUGCCUUCUGUGCCCCUCAUGGUAGGCUGUGGCAUAUCCUGCACGGCUCUUCUCAUUCUGCUGCUCAUUUAUGCUGCCUUCUGGAGAUACAUCCGUUCAGAGAGGUCCAUCAUCUUGGUGAACUUCUGCAUGUCCAUAUUGGCCUCCAAUGUGCUUAUACUGGUGGGACAGUCCCAAACUCUUAGUAAGGGGCUGUGCACUGUGACUGCUGCCUUUUUGCACUUCUUUUUUCUGGCCUCUUUCUGCUGGGUACUGACAGAGGCAUGGCAGUCCUACCUGGCCGUGAUUGGCAAGAUGAGGUCCCGCCUCAUUCGCAAGCGCUUUCUGUGCCUGGGCUGGGGUCUGCCUGCCCUUGUGGUUGCUGUAUCUGUGGGAUUCACCAGGGCCAGAGGUUACGGCACUCCAAGUUAUUGCUGGUUGUCACUGGAAGGGGGGCUGCUCUAUGCAUUUGUCGGUCCUGCUGCUGUCAUUGUACUGGUCAACAUGCUUAUUGGAAUAGUGGUCUUCAACAAGCUCAUGUCUAGAGAUGGCAUCUCAGACAAGUCCAAAAAGCAGAGAGCAGGCCCACCGUUGGAGGCGCGUAGCAGGCUGCUCCUGAAAUGCUCCAAGUGUGGCGUGAUUUCCAGCACAGCCCUGUCCAGCUCAACCGCCAGCAGCGCCAUGGCAUCUUUAUGGAGCUCUUGUGUGGUUCUCCCUCUGUUGGCGCUCACGUGGAUGUCAGCAGUGCUGGCUAUCACAGAUCGCCGCUCCACCCUCUUCCAGGUGCUCUUUGCCGUUUUUGACUCAGUCCAGGGCUUCGUCAUCAUCACCGUGCACUGUGCCAUGCGCCGAGAGGUGCAGGACGCAGUGCGCUGCAGGAUGGGUGGCUGCAAAGACGACAGUGAAAACUCUCCGGACUCAUGCAAGAACGGCCAGGUGCAGAUCAUGACGGACUUUGAGAAAGAUGUGGACUUGGCAUGUCAAACAGAGAGAGGACACCCAUUCAUCUUUAAGGAGGUGAACACCUGUAACCCUGCUACCAUAACUGGCACUCUAUCCCGCAUCUCGUUGGAUGACGAGGAUGACCUCAAGCUCGCAGCCCACCAGGAAGGAAUUAACUUCAGCAGCCUUCCUGGGAACAUCCCUCCCCCUAACCUCUUGGUCCAAGUGCCUCCUCUGGGUCCUCUGAACGAGCUCAGCGAGCAGCCACUAACGAGGGAGGUCAAUGUGGAGCAGCAAGGUCAGCACCAGCGAUCUGGACCCAUCUACCUUUGCACUGAAAGUGGGCUGGGAUGGGCCCGACCGAACCCUACUUCCACCCAAGAUUCAGCUGGUGGUGGAGGUGGGGAAGGGGACUAUAUGGUGCUCCCACGUCGAACAGUCAGUCUCAAGCCCCCUCCUCCUCCUCAGGAUGAGGGUAAGCCCCUGAACAUUACAGUAGAUGACCCACCCUUUCCUCCACCCCCUUCACCACUGACUUUACAUCCAGCUGAGAGCGAGGCAUACCCUGCAGACUUUGCAGCCAUGGACCACAUCAACAUGAAUCUAAACCGCUCCUAUGGCACACUAAAACAGCUGCCAGCCCAUGCUGGGCACCCACACUCCCACACCCUGCAGGUCAAGCAGAAUCGGCCCUCUGUCCAGCAGAUCCUCACCUCUGGCACAGUGGAGCGCACCAGAACACUUCCUCGCAACCUAGGCAGCACCAACACCAGCCUCUCAGCUGGAUCUUUGGAAAAGAAAAGAGUACGGUACUCUGAGCUGGACUUUGAGAAAGUGAUGCACACUCGCAAAAGACAUUCAGAGCUGUAUCAUGAACUCAACCACUCCAACAAGUUCCACACCAUAGACAGGUAUAACAGGGACCCUGCCAUGUCCUCCUUCAAGAGGGAAAAGCGAUGGAGCAUUUCAUCUUCAGGAGGUGAAAAGAAUUCUUCGAGUGACAAGUCGACCACAGAUGACCAGCGAUCUUGGGACAGCUUUAAGACCAUGACCCCUGAGCAGAUGUGUGGCACCAGUGAACAUAAGGACAGACUGGAGUUAAGCAGUAAACCCUGGGACACAUCAUCCGUCAACACACCUGACACAUCUGAUGGGGACUUCCAGACUGAAGUGUGAAGAGAACACACAUCUACAACAAACUAAAGAGAAAACUAAAUGCUCUUACAAACUUACACAGUCAGUGAUCUUCGGUAAGACAAGUUCUAGAGGAUUCUGUUCUUGCUUACAGGUGGGAGAGAAGAUCAGAUGAUCAGAGAAUAACAGUGCUCUAUAUUUUCACACAGAGACUUUACAUGAAAGAGUGAGGGUUGGAGAGUAUGGUACAAAUUUUUAACAAACUGUUUCUGACCUGUCUUGAUUUUACUCCAGAAAGGAUUCUGUUUCACCUGUUUGAUGAUUUAGAAAUUUAAAAAAACUAAUAAUAUUUCUGCACCCUUCAUUUGAUAUUGAAAAAAAAAAAAAAAAAAAGAAUCGGAUGAUUCGCACACUGUUUAACCCCAUAUGGUUUUUCCUCCUUUCUGUAUUCUCAUUCCUUGGAUGAUUCAAGUUCCGCUUUUUUAUUAUUAUUAUUCAUUUUUCAGUGAGAGGGAGGGGGAGGUUUAAAAGUGUUCAUUAAAAUGUGCCAUCCACUGAUUGUUUCAAGCAAACUGGCCUCACAUAGUGUCCUCACAUCCUUCUUUUAGCUUUGUGUUUUUCUAUAUUUUUAUUCAGAAAGUUUCUUCAUGCUUGGUUUGAUUUUUUUAUUUUUCUAAAAAAAAAAAAAACUUAACCUAAACUUUAGGUAUCAUUUUUGGGGUCUUUAUAAUCAUCAUGCUGUGCAAUACAUGCAAUUUAAUGUUACAUUUGCAGCAUGCAUUCAUUCGCACCAGGAAAGCAUUUUUUUUAUCCCACACUGCUGUGAACUCAACCUUCAAUCCAACGGAUACCAACCAACUGGAUAACAUUAUUUCUUCCCAGUUAGGAAAAAGCUUUCGUAUUCUGGAACAAGCUUACCCAGUAAGAACUGUUUAUUUUAAAAUAAUAGUUCCCCCAAAAAUGACUGCUCUGUCAUAAUUAACUCAUCCUCAUGUGGUUUCAACCCCAUAUGACAUACAGUACUUUCUUCUGUGGAGCACAAUAGGAGAUGUUAGACAAAAUGAUAGCUUUAGUCACCAUUUCACUUUCAGUGUAUGGAAAAAAGAUGCAAUGAAACUGAAUUGUGACUGAGACUUACAUCUCCUUUUGUGUUCCACAGAAGAAAGUCAUAUGGGUUUGGAACAUCAUAGGGGUUAGUAAAUGAUUAUAGAAUUUUAA